AUGACAAGUUCAGUACCAACAGUAAAUGAAAUCAGAAAGACAUUCAUUGAUUUCUUUGUCAAUAAAUGUGAACAUACAUUUGUGCCAUCGUCACAGGUCGUUCCACACGACGAUCCAACAUUGUUGUUUGCCAACGCCGGUAUGAAUCAAUUCAAGCCGAUCUUCUUGGGUCAAGCCGAUCCACGUAGCGAGCAGGCCAAGUUGAAGCGUGCCGCCAACUCACAGAAGUGUAUCCGUGCCGGUGGUAAGCACAACGAUCUCGACGACGUCGGUAAGGACACCUAUCACCACACCUUCUUUGAGAUGCUUGGCAACUGGUCGUUCGGUAACUACUUUAAGCGUGAAGCCAUCACCUGGGCUUGGGAGUUGUUGACCGACGUCUACAAGUUGGACAAGGAGCGUUUGUACGCCUCGUACUUUGGUGGAGCCGCCGACAAGGGUUUGGAGCCAGACUUGGAAGCCAAGUCGAUCUGGGAGGAGUUCCUUCCGGCCGAUCGUGUGCUGCCCUUUGGAAUGAAGGAGAACUUCUGGGAGAUGGGUGACACCGGUCCCUGCGGUCCAUGCUCAGAGAUCCAUUUCGACAAGAUCGAGGGUCGUACCGGUUCACAGGCAUUGGUCAACGCCGACGAUCCCACCUUGAUUGAGAUCUGGAAUCUCGUGUUCAUUCAAUAUAAUAGAGAGGCCGACAAGUCGUUGCGUCCACUGCCAAACAAGCACGUCGAUACCGGUAUGGGAUUGGAGCGUGUCACUUCGAUCAUUCAGAAGGUCGGAACCAACUAUGACACUGACAUUUUCGGACCGAUCUUCACUGAGAUCCAAAAGGUCACUGGAUUCACCGAGCCAUACGGUGGAAAGGUCGGAAAAGACGAUCCCGAACAAGUCGAUAUGGCAUACAGAGUUAUUGCAGAUCACAUUCGUACACUGACAUUCUCGUUGGCCGACGGUGCCAUUCCAUCGAGUGAUGGACGUGGUUCCGUCUUGAGAAGAAUCUUGCGUCGUGCCAUCCGUUACGGUAAGCAAAAGUUAAAGGCUCCACCAGGAUUCUUCCAUCGUUUGGUCGACGUUGUCGUCGCUCAUUUCGGUGAGUUCUUCCCAGAGCUGAGAUCGCGUCCACAACACAUCAUCUCGGUGAUUGAGAGCGAGGAAAAGAUGUUUGAGCGUACAUUGGACAAGGGUAUCUUGGAGUUUGAAAACAUCUUGAAAAAGACAAGCAACGGUGUGAUCUCUGCUUCACACGCUCACUAUCUCAGCUCUUCAUUUGGUUUCCCAAUCGAUUUGACCACACUGAUGGCCGAAGAGAAGGGUGUCAAGGUCGAUCUCAAGGGUUACGAAGUGUUGGUCGAGAAAUUCGCUGAGGAUUCGCGUCGUCGUCAAAAGGAAAAGAAGUCCGAGUUGAAUCUUGGUGCCGAGCCAAUUUCGAUUCUCCAGAAGCGUUCGAUCCAACCAACCAACGACCAAUACAAAUACGAACAGAAGGAGGUACAAACCGUUGUAAAAGCCAUCUGGACCGGUAAGGAGUUGAUCGAUCAGUUGACUGCCGAGCACAAGAACACCUUGGUCGGUGUCAUCUUGGAGAGCACCAACUUCUAUCCUGAGCAGGGUGGUCAGAUCUACGACAUCGGUAACAUCAACUUUGUCGACAGUCAGAACACCGCAUUCACCGUCUCUGACUGCAAGGUGUUCGGAGGUUACGUGCUGCACAUCGGUUACAUCUCGGACGACUGUGACAAGUUGGCCGUUGGCGACAAGGUCGAAACCACCGUCGACUACACCCGUCGUAUCCCAAUCAUGAGCAAUCACACCUCCACUCACAUGGUUAACUUUGCAUUGAGACAAGUUCUCGGAUCCACCGUCGACCAACGUGGUUCGCUCGUCGACAACACCCGUUUGCGUUUCGACUUCUCGUCGACCAAGGGUAUGUCCAAGGACGAAUUGGUCAAGACCGACGCCAUUGUAAAUGAGCUCAUUGCCAAGCAACUCAAUGUCUAUUGCAAGGACGUCGAGUUGGCCAGCGCCAAGAAGAUCUACGGUUUGCGUGCCGUCUUUGGUGAAGUCUACCCAGAUCCAGUGCGUGUUGUUUCCGUCGGUGUCGACGUCAACGACCUCCUUGCCAACCCAUCGAACACCGAGUGGGCCAACUACUCUAUCGAAUUCUGUGGUGGUACUCACAUCGCCAACUCAAAGGAGGCCGAACUCUUCACCAUCGUCUCUGAGGAGGCCGUCUCUGCCGGUGUCAGACGUCUCUUUGCCGUCACCGGUACAGACGCCUCUGUUGUAUACGACAACAACAGAAAGUUGGAGACCGCAUUCACCGACGCCGCCAAACUCACUGGAAAGGAUCUCAAGGAUCACGUUCCAUCGCUCCUCGCUCUCUUGGAGUCACAUCCAGUCUCUGCAUCAAAGAGGAUCGAACUCCUCGAGAAGCUCAACAACUUGCAAACCACCGUAAAGAAAUACUUUAAGGAAUUGGAGAGUUCAUCGAUCAGCGAUUCAAACAAGGUUGUAGAUGAAAUCAUUGCUCAAUUAACUGAAAGUAAAGCUCCAGUACAUGUUGGUGUUAUCAAUCUUGGAUUGAAUAACUCUGCUAUUACAGAUGCCAUUAAGAACGUACAAAAGAAAUGUCCAGACACUGCUAUUAUGUUUGUCAGUCCAGAUCAAGAAAAGAAGAAGGUUUGUGUUCUCUCAAUCGUUCCACCAACAUCCACUGCUGCCUCAAAGGGUUUGACUGCCAAUGGAUGGGUUGUAAAGGUUGCCGAACAACUCGGAGGUAAAGGUGGUGGCAAGACCGAUGUUGCCCAAGGUACCGGUUCCCAAAUUGAAAACGUUGACAACGCCGUCGAAUUUGCCAAAGACUUUGCCAAGAAGUUAUCACUAUAA
Messenger RNA from Heterostelium album PN500, 2877 nucleotides. RefSeq names its product alanyl-tRNA synthetase (gene alaS). NCBI's taxonomy places the organism in Eukaryota, Evosea, Eumycetozoa, Acytosteliales, Acytosteliaceae. Gene Ontology annotation, cellular component: mitochondrion; cytoplasm. Gene Ontology annotation, molecular function: nucleic acid binding; ATP binding; aminoacyl-tRNA deacylase activity. The coding region runs from base 1 to 2877 and encodes 958 amino acids. The transcript has 2 exons. The record is from RefSeq and is a predicted model, not a curated record. Gene Ontology annotation, biological process: alanyl-tRNA aminoacylation; tRNA modification.